Penicillium paradoxum is the source of this 1728-nucleotide messenger RNA. RefSeq names its product PARP-type zinc finger-containing protein. The record is from RefSeq and is a predicted model, not a curated record. Lineage: Eukaryota; Fungi; Ascomycota; Eurotiomycetes; Eurotiales; Aspergillaceae. Gene Ontology annotation, molecular function: zinc ion binding; DNA binding. Bases 1 to 1728 code for a protein of 575 amino acids. The transcript has 5 exons.
AUGCCUUAUCGUUUUGAAAUUGCUUCCCAAGGCCGGGCUGCCUGCAAGGGCCCCGAAUGUUCUCGUGAGCGUAUCAAGAUCACCAAGGGUGAGCUUCGUGUCGGCACCUGGAUUGAGGGUCAAUCCUUCCAGAGCUGGUCCUGGCGCCACUGGGGCUGCUUCACGCCCAAGAUGAUCGAAAAUGUCCGGAAGAGUCUUUCUGAUGAUCAGGAUCUCUCUGAUCUCUCCGAACUUGAUGGCUUCGAGGACCUGAGCGAGGAGCUCCAGGCCAAGAUUCAGAAGGCCCUCGAUAUGGGUCACAUCGACGAUGAGGAGUGGAAGGGUGAUGUUGACUUCAACCGCCCUGGAAAGACUGGCAUGCGUGCUAAGACUCGCAAGACCAAGGCUGAGAAGGAGGAUGUUGAGGAGUCUUCUGCUGGCAUCAAGCGUAAUCGCUCUGAUUCCGAGACUGAGGAGCAGCCCAAGAAGAAGCGCACCCGUGCUAAUAAGGCCACUGACGAUGAUUCUGCCAUUGCUGAAGCUGCUGUUGCCGAUCCUGACCCCAAGGAGGCUAAGAAGCGUGGUCGCCCUGCCAAGAAGGAGCCUGAGAAUGCCCCUGCUGCUACUGAUGCCGAACCAAAGAAAGAGCAGAAGAAGCGUGGCCGUCCCGUCAAGAAGGAGCCUGAGACCGAAGCUGCUGAUGUUAAAGCUGUGGCCAAUGAUGAGCCCAAGAAGAGAUCUACUCGCAGCACGAAGGAGCCUGAGAACGACGCUGCUGACAUUGAUGUUACGGCCAAGGGUGAGCCCAAGAAGAGAUCUACUCGCGAGAAGAAGUCUACCCAGGAUCAAACCACCGCUGCCGACACUGAUUCCAAGAAGAAGCCCAAGAGCGAUGCUGCCGGCGUUGAUGCUGCGGCCAAGGAUGAGCCCAAGAAGAGAUCUACUCGCAGCAAGAAGGCUACCCAAGACGAAACCACCGCUGCCAACAUUGAGUCCAAGAACGAGCCUAAGACCGACGCUGCUGAUGCUAAAGCUGUGGCCAAAGAUGAGCCCAAAAAGAGAUCUACUCGCAGCAAGAAGGCUACCCAGAACGAAACCACCGCUGCCGACACUGAUUCCAAGAAGAAGCCCAAGAGCGAUGCUGCCAGCGUUGAUACUGCGGCCAAGGACGAGCCCAAGAAGAGAUCAACCCGUGGCAACAAUACUACCCAGAAAGGAAUCAGUGCUGCCGAUAUUGAGCCCAAGAAGGACACCAAGCCUACUCCCCGUGCCAAGAAGGCCACUGUCGCCGAGGCUGCUGUUGCUGACAACGAAACCACCAAGCAUGAGUCUGCUGAUGUUGAUCCUGUUAACAAGGAAAAGGCCCCCAAGAAAAAGCGUUCUGCCACUGCCAGCAAGACCGACAACAAGUCUGCUACCAAGGAAGCUUCGCCUGCUGAGGACAACAAUGCCAACCAGGAGCCCAAGAAGCGUGUCACUCCCACCAAGAAGGCUGAGGACAAGAAUGCCUCUUCUGCUGGAAGCGAGAACUCUCCUGACAAUGAGGCCAUCACCACCGAGAGUGAGCCAAACAAGCGUGCCGCUGGUUCUAAGAAUGCUGCCGACAAGAACGCUUCCCCUGCCGAGACCGAGGUUUCUUCCGCCGACACUCGCGGCGGCAAGCCUGCCACCAAGGCUGCCGAGGAGGCCGCCAAGGAGACUGCAGAGAAGGAGGUGAAGACCGAGGACGGAGCCGACGAUGAUUUCUAG